AUGACCCCUUCCUCUUUUGACCGGCUACUGGACCUUGUCAGGCCAUUUUUGGAAAAAACUUCCAUCCGCAGAGCCUUCCCACCCGGAGAACGGUUGGCUAUCUUCUUGAGGUUCAUUGCCAGCGGAGAUAGUUUCCAGAGCCUGGAAUAUCUCUUCCUUGUGUCAGAGAGCUCAAUAUUUAAUAUAGUCUUUGAGACGUCAACUGUCGUUUGGAAUGUUCUUCAGCCUUUAGUAUUUGAGAAAUUUUCAGAGGACAUGUGGCUUCAAAAAGCAGCAGAGUUUGAGGCUUUGUGGAAUGUGCCUCAUUGUGUUGGUGCAGCAGAUGGCAAACAUGUCCGCAUCCGGGCACCUCCUCAUUCGGGAUCAAAAUUUUACAACUACAAGAGCUUCUUCAGUACCAUUCUAAUGGCAGUGUGUGAUGCCAAGAUGAAGCUGCUUGUAGUUGAUGUUGGAUCAUCAGGUCGCAGAGGAGAUGGAAAUGUAUACCAUCAAAGUGAAUUUAGGAAGUUGAUGAAGGAGGAGAAGUUGAUGCUUCCCGGCAAAUGCCACGUUGAUGGAAUGGAAAAGAAACUACCCUUCUUCUUUGUGGGAGAUGCUGCUUUCCCUCGUAGUCAAGAGAUGGUGACCCCAUUUAAGGGUGAGUUUCUCGACCCCGAGAAGAAAGUUUUCAAUUACCGGGUCUCUAGAGCAAGAAGGGUGAUUGAAAACACUUUUGGAAUGCUUGAGCAACGGUAUGAAGUUUUCUCCAGAUCUAUGAAAAUAAGCGAAGCUCAUUGUAAAUCAGUGGUUCUAAGCUCCACUGCUCUCCACAAUUACCAUCUGAUGGAUGCAGAAUCAUCUAUUCCAAGCCGCUUGAAAACCAGACCCGGCCCAUAUGAAGACCACCCAAAAGAAGGGAAAUAUGGGAGAUUCAAGAACGAAAACACCGUCAAUGAGAGCAGCAUCUUUCAGCGACUUCAGAAUCAGAAAUCAGAAAUGCAGGAAUCUGAUGAAGAGAUGGAAGUGGAUGACAUGACGGAAGAGCUAAUAGACUAUUUCAUUGAAAAUGACCUUCCAUGGCAAUGGGCGUCAGCUGGUCUUACCAGAUAA
Messenger RNA from Thrips palmi, 1089 nucleotides. Its product is annotated as protein ALP1-like. The transcript has 3 exons. The record is from RefSeq and is a predicted model, not a curated record. Bases 1 to 1089 code for a protein of 362 amino acids. NCBI's taxonomy places the organism in Eukaryota, Metazoa, Arthropoda, Insecta, Thysanoptera, Thripidae.